GCUCUAGCUGUCCGUCCUGCGUGCUUCUCGCUGUUGCUGCAGACUCAGGAGUGACUUGUAGCUGCUGUUUUGAGAUAAAUAACCAUGUCUCUGGAGGUGGAAUCCGCAGACGUGAUCCGUCUGAUUAUGCAGUAUUUAAAAGAGAACAAUCUUCACCGGACUCUCGCCACGCUGCAGGAGGAGACCACAGUAUCUCUGAACACAGUGGACAGUAUAGAAAGCUUUGUGGCAGACAUCAACAGUGGCCACUGGGAUACUGUCCUGCAGGCCAUCCAGUCCCUCAAGCUGCCGGAUAAGACUUUAAUAGACCUUUAUGAGCAGGUUGUCUUGGAGCUGAUUGAGUUGAGAGAGCUUGGAGCAGCCCGUUCACUCCUCAGACAGACAGAUCCCAUGAUUAUGCUGAAACAGACGCAGCCAGAGAGAUACAUCCACCUGGAGAACCUGCUGGCUCGCUCGUACUUCGAUCCCAGAGAGGCGUACCCAGACGGCAGCAGUAAGGAGAAGCGUCGGGCAGCCAUUGCUCAGGCGCUGGCAGGAGAGGUCAGUGUGGUGCCGCCCUCUCGUCUCAUGGCUCUGCUGGGACAGUCUCUGAAGUGGCAGCAGCAUCAGGGUCUCCUGCCUCCUGGUAUGACCAUCGACUUGUUCAGAGGUAAAGCUGCUGUCAAAGACGUGGAGGAGGAGCGCUUCCCCACGCAGCUCAGCAGACACAUCAAGUUUGGACAGAAGUCUCACGUGGAGUGUUCCCGGUUCUCCCCUGAUGGUCAGUACCUGGUCACUGGCUCUGUGGACGGCUUCAUUGAAGUCUGGAACUUCACCACUGGCAAAAUCAGAAAGGAUCUGAAGUACCAGGCUCAGGAUAACUUCAUGAUGAUGGACGAUGCAGUGUUGUGUAUGUGCUUCAGUCGGGACACAGAGAUGUUGGCCACCGGAGCCCAGGAUGGAAAGAUCAAGGUGUGGAAGAUCCAGAGCGGUCAGUGUCUGAGGAGGUUUGAACGAGGCCACAGCAAAGGAGUUACAUGUCUCAGUUUCUGCAAGGACAGCAGCCAGCUCCUCAGCGCCUCCUUCGAUCAGACCAUCAGAAUCCACGGACUGAAGUCGGGUAAAACUCUGAAGGAGUUCCGUGGUCACUCUUCGUUUGUCAACGAGGCCGCUUUCACUCCAGAUGGCCAUCACAUCAUCAGCGCCUCCUCCGACGGAACAGUCAAGGUGUGGAACGUGAAGACUACGGAGUGCAGCAGCACCUUCAAACCUCUGGGGACGUCAGCCGGCACCGACAUCACAGUCAACAACGUCAUCCUGCUGCCCAAGAACCCAGAGCACUUUGUCGUGUGUAAUCGCUCCAACACGGUGGUCAUCAUGAACAUGCAGGGGCAGAUCGUGAGGAGCUUCAGCUCCGGUAAGAGGGAAGGUGGUGACUUUGUGUGCUGCACUCUGUCGCCCCGUGGCGAGUGGAUCUAUUGCGUGGGAGAAGACUUUGUGCUCUACUGCUUCAGUACAGUCACCGGCAAGCUGGAGAGAACGUUGACGGUACACGAGAAGGACGUGAUCGGCAUCGCCCACCACCCCCACCAGAACCUCAUCUCCACCUACAGCGAGGACGGCCUGCUGAAGCUCUGGAAGCCUUGAGGCAUCGCCCUGAGAGGACACUGGAUGUACUCGCUGAGCAGCUGCUCUCCUCACUCUGAACACUGCUCUGCCCACCUUGUUCUGCUUUAGUCAUUUCACAGCUCUGGUGAAUCCCUCCCAGCUCCACGUGGACCUAAAGGUCUAGAUUUAUGGGAACGCUGUCACUUUUACACAUUCAGCUGUUUGUUUUCAAUGACAGUGAGUGUUAUCAAUAAAAAAGUGCACUUGUUUUUUAAGCUGCUUUUUGAAUGAUUGAAAACAUUCAGCUGAAUGUUGACGGUAGUUUGGGGUGUUUGCACAGCAGAGCCUUAUUUCACGCAGCCUGUGAGAUUAACGUUCACAGAAAUCUCUUCUUAAUUAAUUGUCACUCAGUGUCUAAACUAAUAAAUUUUUUCAGUCUGUAAAAUGGUCUUCAGGUUGUCCAACACAGAACCCGAUUAGUGUGUCUUACAAAGCAGCAUUUGCUUUACUCUGUUUACAGCGGAGUGGGCGUCACGGUGAUCAAGCAGCAGCUCAAACUGUGAAGUGUGAAGUAGAUGCACUCGGAGGUUACAAAUGCUGCUUCUGUGUUUGACCAGAUGGGGAAAGAAGCCCUCUGCAGUCCUUCUGUGCACAAUUUCAGUGGCUGUUCAAAUAAAUCAGGUUCUGCUGCUCAACACCUGAGCUUCACACACACUCGGAGUGUUUUCCCAGAGAGACGGGGAGCUGUCAGAGGUUUGGGGUGAGGAGUGUAGAUACUAGAAUCAAUUCUUGUUUUGAAAAUUCCACCUCUUUGUAAAUAUAUUUUUUAAUAGCAUUUUUUUGUUUUUUUUUCCAGAAAGACCUGGUUAAAUAGUGUGUGUGCUUUUGUGUUUUGUUUUGUUUUUUUUUCACUCCAAAACACACGUCACCUGAAAUGACUCAAACAUGGUUGAUGUAGUCAUGAACAGCAGUUUUGUCAAGAGGCGACUCACAGUGACCGAUGACACUGUCACAUAAACCGUUUACCUUUUAUAAUAAGUCAUCUUCCUAUCAGGUAUAUUUCUCCACAUUCUGCAAGUACGUCUUUUGCAAUCAGACUGAAAUGUUUAUUUUUGUCUUUAAUAUUAUUUUUUCAUGCAUAUGAACGUGAUAGCACCAAUUUUAGAAACUUCUCCCUGAUCUUAUGUGCAUGAAUUUAAAAAUAAUUCACACAAAUCUGAUGUCAACCUUCUGGAUGUACCCAUGUGCCGUUUGUUUGUGCCAUUAAAGCUGUUUAACCAGAACA
Stegastes partitus (bicolor damselfish) is the source of this 2872-nucleotide messenger RNA. It is a transcript of the gene smu1a, whose product is annotated as SMU1 DNA replication regulator and spliceosomal factor a. Gene Ontology annotation, molecular function: protein binding. NCBI's taxonomy places the organism in Eukaryota, Metazoa, Chordata, Actinopteri, Pomacentridae. The transcript has 12 exons. Gene Ontology annotation, biological process: mRNA splicing, via spliceosome. The record is from RefSeq and is a predicted model, not a curated record. Bases 85 to 1626 code for a protein of 513 amino acids.